CCGGAUGUGGCGUUUAUUUUGGCUGAGGGUUGCCAGAGCUCGGUGGACAGACAGCGCCGCACAUAAGCUCGUUAACAGCGUAGCGAUGGCCGGAGAGGCCGGGGAGGAGAUACCUGACUCAGGGGCCGUCUUCACAUUUGGCAAGAGUAAAUUUGCAGACAAUGCCCCCAGCAAAUUUUGGUUGAAAAAUGAUGUCCCUUUGAAGAUAGCAUGUGGAGAUGAGCACACUGCACUCAUUACAGAGAAUGGAAAGUUGUUCAUGUUUGGCAGUAAUAACUGGGGGCAGUUAGGUCUUGGAACAAAGGCCAGUGUAAAUAAACCUACAUGUGUGAAAGCUUUGAAAUCUGAAAAAGUAAAGCUUGUUGCUUGUGGAAGGACUCAUACGCUUGUUUACACAUCACGUGGUAACCUGUACGCGGCUGGUGGGAAUAAUGAAGGCCAGCUUGGUCUUGGAGACUACGAGGAGAGAGCCUCAUUCCAGCUGGUCGAUUUCUUCACGAAACGUGGUCCAAUCAAAAUGCUUGCUGCUGGUUCCAACAUGUCAGCUGCCCUUAUGCAGGAUGGAAAGCUGUAUGUGUGGGGUGAUAACUCUGAAGGCCAGAUUGGUUUGGGUAAGGAGGCUGGUGCUGUGAUUCCUCAGGAGCUUUCUGUCGGGAGACGAGUGGCUUGGGUUUCCUGUGGUUAUUACCACUCUGCCAUUGUUACAGUGGAUGGGGCCUUGUUCACGUUUGGAGAGAGGGACUGUGGAAAGUUGGGACUGUCCACCACUCAGCUGCCUAAUCACAAAGUGCCUCAGCAUGUAGGGGGCAUUUCUGAAAGGGUGCUACAGGUGGCCUGUGGUGGAGGACACACAGUGGCUUUCACUGAGAAUUAUCUAUAUUCAUUUGGACUGGGUCAGUUUGGACAACUAGGUCAUGGCACCUUCAUCUUCGAGUCUUGUUUGCCCAGAGUGGUGGAGCACUUCCGCAAGGGGAGAGUAAAACACAUAACAUGUGGAGAAAAUCAUACCGCCGUUCUUACAGAUAGUGGCCUUCUGUACACAUUUGGUGAUGGCCGUCAUGGAAAGCUGGGUCUAGGAGAGGAGAAUUUCACCAACCAGUUCAAACCAACUUUAUGUCCAAGAUUCCUCAAAUAUAAUGUGGAGUCUGUUACAUGUGGUGGAUGCCACAUGCUGGUGUUGGCAAAACCUCGGAUCAAAGGGUCAGAAGACGUGAUUCUAGAGGAUGAUGACAUCACUGAGGACUAUCUUGAGAAGUCCUACACAGAACUGCUUGGAGAGACUGUCACUCAGAGCAACCUCAAUAGAAGCUUUUCAGCUCGUGUCAGACGCCGAGAAAGGGAACGUUCUCCAGAACAGUUUGGCAUGAUGUUCCGGACUCUUCCACCUCUUAGUUCAGGUUACCUCAGUGCAUCUCUACCUGUAUCUAGUCAGACCUUGCCCCCAAGAUUCCCCCCCAUGGAGUUACACAGCAAGAGGGACUCCAGUGGCCUUCAGAGAAAUGGUCUUCACCACAGCACUGGCAAGGUGAUGAAAGAGCAAGAAGUUGAUGGGAAAAGUUCUGCUGUUGAAAACAGUGAGGACAGUGAAAGUGUGCAGGAUUUGGGAGAAACCACUGACUUGUUAAAUUUAACUCAUGUCAUAAAGAUGGACCCUGGUGAGAAGAGUCUUACAUUGUCUCCUGUUCAGAAGAAGAAGGUUAAGGUUGUGAAAAUGCACGGUAAGGAGGUGGGACAGCCUGCACAACACCCUGCUCGCUCUACUAGGCAUAAAGCCCUGCCCACUGAAUUACUGAGAAGCCCUAGUGGCAAAUCACUGCUUGGGGAUUCUCCACUUUCCAGAAGCUCCUAUCAAAGCUCCCAAAGCUGGGGCAGUGAUAAGGAGAAUGCACUGAUAGCUUUGAAGGAAAGCAGGCCCACAAGGCUCAGUGCAGAGAGCAGUAGAGCAAAGAAAGAGACCCAGCCAAUGAGCCUGGCUGAUAUUAGCAGAGCUAAGUCUCUGCCUCGCACACCCAUACACAGAGCAGGGCCAAGCAAACUAAUGGAGAUUGGAGGUAAAAGUAAAUCUACUAAACAGCCUAAAGGGAAAACCCAGCCAAGUCAAGAAGAACUAAGCAAGCCUGGAACUAAACAUCAUUCUGUUGAAAUGAAUUGUCCAGAGAUAGACUUUGACACUAAGGCUGUUAAAUCAAGGGGAAAAGCUAAAUUCACAAGCCAAGGGGAUUCGGGAAAAGCAGGAUCCAAAACUCACCAGGAAUCAGACUCCAAAGGCAGCAAAAAAAACUGUGAGCAGAAAGAAAAUGUGGUGAAGAAGAAUCCUAAAGAAGAUCAAGCAGGUAAAGAGAUACCUAGAGAGGUUGCUGCAAAAAUCACACAGGCAAAACACAUACCUGUAGAGGCUAAAAGCAAGAUAUCAAAGGUGAAAAGUAAGCCAGUACUUGUGCAAAGCAAAUCACCAGACACUGCUGAGUCCGAGUCAAAGUCAAGUUCUAAAAAGUAUGACAAAAGAGAUGUAAGCACAAGGGAUAUCAGCACAAGAAACAAACAUCAUAUUCAAGUAUAUGAUCCUACUAAGAAGACCAAACCUGACCCAAGCCUUUUGCUUUCUAAGGGAAACUGGAAUACACAAAAGACAACCAAAGCACAAUCCAUGGACACUGAAUCAGUAGCCAAUGCAACCAAGAGCACAAAGUCAGAAUCAAAAUUGCAAUCAGACACCAUGCGACAAAACCUUCUUACCGGAGUAACCUCAUUUAUUCAAGAUGUUAGACCGGAAAGUCCUGUGCGUCUUCUGAGAGAGGUGACCACUAGCCAGGCACAGUCACGAGCAACAGCUAGCAGCUCCUCACAGUCUGCAGCACAAACAAAAUCAGGCAGGCCAAGGCCAAACGCACUUGCUGGACGAACUCUCUCAGAUGCCUCAUCCAUCACUCAUGCUUCAGAAGCAGCAGAGGAGCGACCGAGCAAAAGAACAGCAGCUACAAUAAACGUAAAGCCCAAACCUAGACCUUUAGGUGAGGAGACCCCUAAGUUCCAGUCUGGAAAUGAGGCCAAGUUAUCAGAGGAGGAGAAAAGUAGUGACAGACGUGAGAGAGAAGGAGAGGAAUCAGGAGAUGAGAGUGGUCAGAUAUCACAGGUGGAGGAGGGGGAGGAAGGGAGUAGGGAGAUAACAGAAAGUGAGGGAUUGAUAAAGGGAGGGGUGGAAAGCAGCAGUGCGGAUGACGAAGAGAGUAAGACGGGUGAUUUAACAAACAAUAAUGAAAGUGAUGAGGAAGGAAAUUACAUGACUACAAGAGUGUCAAGCAAUAAUGGGGAAAACAAGGGAGAGGGAAAGGAGGUGCAAAGUGAAACUGACAGAGAGCAAGAACAGAGCGAAGCUGAGUCUGAUGGAGAAAGUAGUAGUGUGGUGGAGAAGGGAGAUGAAGAAGAAAUGAGUGAGAUAAAUACAAACGAGAAAGAGAGUGAGGAUGAAGAGCAAGAAGAGGAUGAAAGCAGAGUGAGCGAGGUCGAAGAAAAAGAGAGCAGCAAAGAAUUUGGUGAAGAGGCUGGGAGCCGGAGUGAGCAGGAGGAGGGAGAGGAAGAAGAAUCAGAAGAAAAAGAGAGCGAAGAUGAGCAGGAAAGUGCCAAAUCAGAAAAUGACAGUGAAGCUGAGGAGGAUAGCAGUAAGGAGACUGAGAGUGGAGAGGAAGAAGGAGAAGAAGAUGAUCAAGAAGAAAGUAGUAUUCCUGAAGAGCAGGAAGGGUCAGAGGGGAAAGAGAAGAGUAAGGCAGAAGAUGAGGAAGAGGGAGAUGAAAUGGAGAGUGGAAAUGAAAGUGAGGGAGAAGAGAGUGCGGCAGGAGAGGAGGAGAGCGGAGGAACAGAAAAUGAUGGAGGGGAGAAGGAGGAGGAAGAGAAAGAGAGUCAAGAAGAAGAAGAUGCGGAUAGUAAAGCAGGUGAAGAGGAAGAAACAGAGGAGGAAGAAGGAGAGGAAGAUGAAGAUAAGGGAGCAGAGGACAGUGAAGCAGAGAAGGAAGACAAUGAGGAUGAGGGAGCAGAAGAAAAUGGUGAAGAAGACAAGGAAGAUGAGGAGGAUGAGGGAGCAGAAGAAGAUGGUGAAGCAGACAAGGAAGAGGAGGAUGAGGGAGCAGAAGAAGAUGGUGAAGCAGACAAGGAAGAUGAGGAUUUGGAAGCAGAAGAAGAUGGUGAAGCAGACAAGGAAGAGGAUGAUGAGGGAGCAGAAGAAGAUGGUGAAGCAGAGAAGGAAAAUGAAGAGGGCGCAGAAGAAGAUAGUGAAGCAGAGAAGGAACAAGAUGAUGAAGAUGAGGGAGCAGAAGAAGACAGUGAAGCAGAGAAGGAAGAUGAAGAUGAAGCAGAGAAGGAACAAGAUGAUGAAGUGGAAGAAAACAGUGAAGCAGGAACGGAAGAAGGUGAGGAAGCAGAAGAAGAUAAUGAAUCUGAGAAUGAGGAGGAGGAAGAAGAGGCAGAUGAAGGAGCUGAAGAAGUAGAGAAGGAGGAAAGUGGUGAAGAACAUGAGGAAGAAGAGGAUGAAGCAGAAAAUGAGGAGGAUGAAGACCAAGAAGAUGAAGAGGAGGGAGAAGAUGAGAGAGAGCAAGACGAUGAAGAAGCAAGAGAAGAGGAAGAGGAAAGGGAAGAAGAAGCAGAAAGAGAAAAUGAAGAAGAAGAAGAAGAAGAACCUAAAAAGAAAGGAAAAGGGAAUAAAAAGGCACCCAAAUCAAAGCAAGAGACCAAGAAGGCCAAGCAGUCAAGCAGGCCUCAGCAGGGCUCAGCUGGGAGAAGCCAGUCGGACUCUGACUCCCAGGAGCCUCGGCAGUUUUGGGACGAUGUUCUACCUCAGUACCUCAACUUGAAAUAAGUCCACAACCUCAGCCCCAAUAUAUGCCACUCUCACAGUAUCACAUAUAUUGAGUUGGCUGCUUAGUAGUUACACAGCUUGUAGCUACACAUUGGCCAUUUUAUCAGGUACACAUACUGUGUAAGCACAUUUUGUUUAUUUCACAAUAACUGAUUGUAGCCCAUCUGUUGCUAUGCAAAAUUUGACAGCAGCCCUUCAACCUGCCAAGGUGUAUUUAAUAAAAUGGCAAGUGAGUAGGUACAGGGUGGAUAUACACUAAACUGUAUACUGUAUCAUCUUUGUUCAUUGCUGUUGUCAAAUGGCAUUUUUCCUUACCUCUGCCAUCUUCCAUUAUAUGCACUCAUUUUGAACAUUAUUUCAUGCUUUUCAUGCUUGAAGUGCCUUAGGACUUAGAAAAGAUUGAAAAAAAAAUCUUUCACUGUGCCUUGUCCUUGCUUGGGUGACAUCAGUAAACUGCCAUUGACUCUAGCAUAUUGUUCUUAGGCAUUCAUUAAUUCUAAUGCAUUUUUUUAUGUUUAACCUUGCUGCCUACAUGAUUGUUUUCUUUUUCUCUGUAUUUCUCAGUAUUAUUUGCUUAUGAACUGUUAUUGAACAAAAC
Pygocentrus nattereri (red-bellied piranha) is the source of this 5447-nucleotide messenger RNA. Its product is annotated as calponin homology domain-containing protein DDB_G0272472-like. Gene Ontology annotation, molecular function: ubiquitin protein ligase activity. The coding region runs from base 86 to 4849 and encodes 1587 amino acids. NCBI's taxonomy places the organism in Eukaryota, Metazoa, Chordata, Actinopteri, Characiformes, Serrasalmidae. The record is from RefSeq and is a predicted model, not a curated record. Gene Ontology annotation, biological process: visual perception; protein ubiquitination; ubiquitin-dependent protein catabolic process. The transcript is spliced from 14 exons. Gene Ontology annotation, cellular component: photoreceptor outer segment.